Nematolebias whitei (Rio pearlfish) is the source of this 1014-nucleotide messenger RNA. It is a transcript of the gene tmem33, whose product is annotated as transmembrane protein 33. The record is from RefSeq and is a predicted model, not a curated record. Bases 1 to 747 code for a protein of 248 amino acids. Gene Ontology annotation, cellular component: membrane; endoplasmic reticulum. Gene Ontology annotation, biological process: endoplasmic reticulum tubular network organization; membrane organization. The transcript is spliced from 7 exons. Lineage: Eukaryota; Metazoa; Chordata; Actinopteri; Cyprinodontiformes; Rivulidae.
AUGGCAGACCCUAACCAACCAAACCCUCCUCCCCAGUUGGGGCCUGUGCCAUUUUUAAUGAGCAACAAGCUGGAAACGGCAAUGUGGCUAUCACGUCUUUUCACAGUCUACUGCUCCGUCAUGUUUAUUCUACCUAUCUUGGGACCUCACGCAGCUGCUAACUUCUAUCAGAGAGCCUUGUUAGCCAAUGCACUUACCAGUGCGCUUCGCCUACACCAGAGGCUUCCACGCUUUCAGCUGAGCAGAGCGUUCCUGGCCCAGGCUCUGCAGGAAGACAGCUGUCACUACCUGCUCUACUCCCUGAUCCUGGUCAACUCCUACCCCAUCACAAUGAGCAUCUUCCCAGUUUUCCUGUUUUCCUUGCUUCAUGCGACUACAUACACAAAGAAAGUUCUGGAUUCCAUGGGCCCCAACAGCCUGAUGUUUGUAAGGAACCUCCUGGACCGAAUAACGACCAAUCAGCAGAACAUCCUGAAGUUUAUCGCUUGUAAUGAGAUAUUUUUAAUGCCAGCGACUGUUUUCAUGCUCUUCAGUGGCCAGGGAAGCUUGUUGCUGCCGUUUAUUUACUACAGAUUCCUUGCACUCCGCUACACAUCCAGAAGAAACCCAUACUGCCGCACCUUGUUCUACGAGUUAAGAAUUCUUCUGGAGCACUUCAUCAUGAAGCCUGCCUGUCCUGUGUUUUUGAGGAGAAUGUGCCUCAGCAGUAUCGCCUUCAUCAGCCGCCUCGCCCCCACAGGGGUCUGAUUGCUCCGUGUAGAAGUGAUUUUCUUUCCGGUUUUAUUUUUUUAAGCCAAUUAAGAUGUGACUUAAGACUAUGAUGAGGACUUUGCCAUUAAUGGAAGAAAAUUUGAAUGUCAACUUCACAGUAUGAGCUUCAUGUUUUCUGUAUAUUUUGAAGAGAAACUGGUAAAGCACUGAAUACUCAUACUCUUUUUAUUUUUAUUUUUUACUGUGACCCGCUGCAAACAGUGGGCAUCCGUUCAUUUCUCAUGUUGCUUAAAUAGAGCACUG